Molecule: messenger RNA, 1897 nt
Organism: Eruca vesicaria subsp. sativa (arugula)
Lineage: Eukaryota; Viridiplantae; Streptophyta; Magnoliopsida; Brassicales; Brassicaceae
Source: the annotation of a GenBank genome assembly
AGCUCUCUGAGUCAGCAGACUGAGUAAAGAUAAAGGUGUCUUGGGUUUUAUGAUCCAAGAACAAGAAGCGCAGAAACCACAAAGGUUUUGACGCCACUAAGAGAGUCACAAUCUUCCUCAAUAGAUUCUUCUUCGUUCUUUUGAUCAGAUGGGAACUAUACUCCACCCUGACUGGACAGAGUUGACUCGGGAUUGUCUCAUCGACAUUUUCUCACGGCUGAGCAUGGGGAAAAGAUGGAACGGACCGAUGCUUGUCUGCAAGAAGUGGAUGAACGUAUGCCAAGACACGUCCCUCAACACUGUCUUGGAUCUCGAAGCUGAGUUUCUGUCCUCCACCGAUACAACAACCUACUGGUGGAGUCCUGAGUUCGAGGAAAAAGUUGACUCAACCAUCAGGUCUGCUGUGGAUCAGAGCCAGGGCGAACUCAAGGAGAUUCGAGUCAGGCAUUGCACUAAUCAAUCUCUCUCGUACGUCGCUGAGAGGUGUCCUAAUCUUGAGGUACUUUGGGUUAAGUAUAGCCCAAAGGUUAAUAUUGAGUCCAUGAGGAAGAUAUCAUUAAACUGCACUAAGCUUAAAGAACUUGACAUAAGCUGCUCUUAUGAAAUAUCUUGUGAGUGCAUGGAACUGGUGGGUACAAAUUGCAAGAAUCUUCAGGUCCUGAAACGGAACUUAAUGCAGCCUUCUGAGGUCACAAGGUUAAGGCGUUAUGCCUAUGUGAUCCAGCAGUAUCUAUCUUUCGAAACUCUAGGGAAUGUUGAUGCGUAUACGAUUGGGAGACACAUGCGUAAGCUGAAGCACUUGGAACUUAGAUACUCCACAUUGACUGAUAAAGCUCUUGCUCAUCUUUGUAAAAGGUGUUCGAAUCUAGAGUACAUGGACUUAGUGGGGAGUAUGUACUUGACUAGCGUUGGUGUUAGUACUGCUACCUCGAGCUUGAAGAAUUUGAAGGAGAUCAAGAAACCAGAUUUUACAGCCAAUUUGGUAUACUAGUUGAACACAUUUUUGUGUUGGUGGUACCUUUUUCAUGUCAUAUACUCUCUUUGCUUAAAAAUAAUCAUAUCGUAUUAGUUAUCAUAUAAUCUCAUGUAUUGGAUGUUCUUAGUCAUCCUCUCUUCAUGUGACAUAAUAACAAUUAUCUUGGAUCUCAAAGCUGAGUUUAUGUCUUCUCCUUCCUUCUCUACUGGCGGAGUCCCAAAUUCGAGGAAAAAGUAGACUCAACCAUCCGAUUUGCUGUGGAUCAGAGCCAUGGCGGUCUCAAGGAGGUUCGAGUCAGGCAUUGUACGAAUCAGUCUCUCUCAUAUGUAGCUGAGAGGUGCCCUAAUCUUGAGGUAAUUUCGGCUAAGUAUAGCCCAAAGGUCGCAGUUGAGUCCAUGAGGAAGAUAGCCUUAAACUGUCCUAAGCUUAUAGAACUUGAUAUAAGCUGCUCUUAUGAAAUAUCUUGUAAGUGCAUAGAACUGGUGGGUGCUAAUUGCAAGAAUCUUCAGAUUCUUAAACGGAAUUUGAUGCAUCCUUUUGAGGUCCUUUUGAGGUUGAGAGGGUAAGGCAUUGCACCUAUGCUCAAAAUUUAACCUUCCUGGCACUAGGGAAUGUUGAUGCCUUAUAUAAUUGGGAGAAACAUGCCUCAGUUGAAGCACCUAGAACUUCGAUACUCCACAUUGUCUGAUAGAGGUCUUGCUCAUCUUUGUAAAGAUUGUUCAAAUCUUGAGUAUUUGGACUUGUUUGGGUGAAGGGAAUUGACUACCGAAGGUCUUACUAACCAUACCUCAAGUUUGAAGAAUCUGAAGGAGAUCAAGAAACUAAAUUUUACAACCUUAAUCUAAUAAUUGAAGGCAUAUAGUUUUGUAUUGAUGAUACUAGAUUUUGAAUUAAUGAUACCGUUUGUUAUUUUGAUGGUUG